GGUGACUGAGGCUUUAUAGAUCUUUGAUAUUCUUUGAUCAUUUUGACCGUCAUGUGUGUUCAUUGUGAGUGACGGCACCUCCUCCGAAUUGUGAGUGACGGCAUCUACUCUGCCCAUGGGCGGGAUACGAUGCGAAGAAGAACUCCAAUGGUGGAAGGCUGAAGGAACUUGAUCAUGUCUUCGACUGGCCCUGGUGCUUCAUUCGGAAACUGCCGAGGGUCCGUUGAUUGAUUCAAUAAAUUGUGAAACCGGAUGGUGGGCGCUGGACUGCUGGACUUGGCCUUCCAAAUUCUUGAAACUGAAUGCUCCAGUCGGUAGAUUCCUUCCGGUGGACAUCCAUGGAAAUUCCAUUAUUGUUUUUACAAGCUUGCUUUCUUCGGGACAGUUUACAGGCCGCGUCUAAAUCAAGGACACUCUGCUUAAAGAGUAACUACAGAAUAUCAGGGUGCUGUUUUUGCGUCUUUCUUUUUGGUAUCGCGGUGGGAGCCAUUCUGCUCAGCUGCCGUGGUCUCGGCAUUCGUUGGCACCACCCCGAUGGAGCCCCGAAGCCGCGAUCUUUGUGUGGAUCGAUCGAUCCCUUUCGGAGAUGACGAAGCGAUCCUUCAGCACUUCCACGAGCAUGGCUUUGUGGUGGUGGCAGACGUCUUCAGCGAUGAAGAGAUCCACCGGGCUUUGGACGAGCUUUGGACGAGCCCUCGCUUACUCGCGAGGAAUGGCAGUAUCCAGCAAGGCAAGCCAGAGUCGUGGACGAAGGAGAAUGGCUGGCCUCAACAAGACGGAGGCAAAAACUUUCUGGAAUCCUUGGAUCCUUUCCAGGAUUUGAGCUGCUGGGAGCUGGCACUUCACGACCGGGUGGAGCAGAUCUUAUCGCUUCUGUGGCGUGCGGAAGGUGACGGCUUCGACGACGGCUCUGAUGAGAAGGUCGUCUUUCUGGGCCGAACGCCCCGCUGGGGUGUCAUGCGCCCCAGCGGCACACGCCCAGAGUGGCGGACCUUGGAGCAGUGGCUUCAUUGGGAUCAGAAUCCAUGGUCUCAGCCUGGAUUUGGAUGGAUCCAAGCCUUUGCUUGCAUCACUCCGCAGACGUCCCAGAGUGGUGGUCUUCUUUGCGUACCAGGCUUCCAGAAGCACUGGAGUCGAUGGGGCGAAGAACAUCCGGAAGGAACUGUCAAGGUGGAUGGAAAGGAGAUCACUCGCGCCUUUGGUGCGGGCAACCCCUUCCCUGUGCCCCCUGGAGAUGCGGCGCACGAGGGCACCGUGCGGAUUCUGGCGCCCAAGGGAUCGGUGGUUCUGUGGGAUAGCCGCUUGCCGCAUCAGAACUUUCCGAACAGCAGUGACCAUGAGUGGCGUGUCAUCCUUUACAUGAGUUUUUGGCCCUUUGAAAAGGAGACCUAUCAGGAGCGUCAGUCCUUCCUGGCCCAGCGCCUUCGUGUCAUGGAGGCGCUGGGCCACGCAAGCAGCGGAGCGCUGCCGCGCUGGGCGGUCUCCGCUGCGGAGGCAGCGGCGGAGCUGUCCGCCGAAGCAGUGGAGGCCAUUCGUUUGACGCAUGCAGCGGGGGAAGCUGAAAUGAAAGGAGAACUGGAGAAGUCCACAGAGAUGAUGAGACGCGCGAUGAAGAUGUGGCCGCAAGUUGAAGCCUGGUACGAGGCCAUUUUUAUUUGAGUGUGGGUCAGAAUCCCAUGAAUAGCUAC
Durusdinium trenchii is the source of this 1688-nucleotide messenger RNA. NCBI's taxonomy places the organism in Eukaryota, Dinophyceae, Suessiales, Symbiodiniaceae. The record is from the annotation of a GenBank genome assembly.